AUGGCAGACACCUCUUCACCUCGACAUCAAGAGUUCUUCUUCCACUACAAGCCCAAUGGACAUGCCGCUAUCUUCUUCAUGCUGUGGUUUCUCGCGGCGACGGUGGCGCACAUAUAUUUGGCCGUCAAACAUAAGAUGCGCUACCUAAUUUGGACAGCCGGACUAUGCGGCGUGUUCGAGGUCAUCGGUUGGGUCGGACGGGUCAUAGCGUCGCACAAUCUGGAAAGCACUUCGUUGAUUCCCUAUCUGUUGAAUUCUCUGUUUACUCUAUUUGGCCCCACUCCCUUGCUCGGCGCCAACUUCAUCCUGCUCGGCCGGGUCAUCACGAGGUUAGGCCCCUGCUAUAGCCGACUUGGCGUCCGCAAGUAUAGCAGAAUCUUUCUCACCUGCGACUGCGUCGCAAUGUUUGUACAGAUGUCCGGCGGUGGCCUCUCAGCCCAGAGCAAGACGGCAAAACUCGGUGGUACCAUAUCCCUGAUCGGCAUCAUCUUCCAGCUCCUUGCUCUUGUCGUCUAUGCCGCACUUGGAACCGAGUUCCUCGUACGCUACCUCAAACGCAAUCCAUUCGAGAACCAUACGAAGGACCAGUAUUAUCGUGGAGAUCUCACGAGACGCGUCAAGAUGCUCGUGGGCUGCAUGAUCUUCAUGACUGUCAUGAUUCUUGUGCGGUCGAUCUAUCGUUCGGCUGAGCUCGCAGGAGGUUACGACGGACCAGUCGCGUCGAACGAGAAGCUCUUCAUCAUCUUUGACGCAGUUCUGAUCCUCCUUGCGCUCGGCACCCUAGUGAUACUGCACCCAUCCAGACUCCUCAUCCGUGAAGAGGAGGCAAGCAGGAUGUUGUACGCGAGCGACCAGUCGCCGGUGUUGGACAGUCAAGCAUACGUGCAGGGUGGCUAUGCGACAGGAUACCCUCCCGCCCACAAGUUUGCUCCGUUGGCAUAG
This is a messenger RNA of Peniophora sp. CBMAI 1063, 942 nucleotides long. The record is from the annotation of a GenBank genome assembly. NCBI's taxonomy places the organism in Eukaryota, Fungi, Basidiomycota, Agaricomycetes, Russulales, Peniophoraceae.